Messenger RNA from Lasiosphaeria miniovina, 1995 nucleotides. Its product is annotated as peptidase S8/S53 domain-containing protein. The transcript has a single exon. Gene Ontology annotation, molecular function: serine-type endopeptidase activity. NCBI's taxonomy places the organism in Eukaryota, Fungi, Ascomycota, Sordariomycetes, Sordariales, Lasiosphaeriaceae. The record is from RefSeq and is a predicted model, not a curated record. Gene Ontology annotation, biological process: proteolysis. The coding region runs from base 1 to 1995 and encodes 664 amino acids.
AUGGCACAACUCAACGGCCACAGCUUUAGCUUUGACAGCCUGGGUCUGCAGGGGCCCCAGGAUGGCCAGCUGGAGGACGGCCAGAACUACAUUGUCAUCCAGCUACACGACACCCUCAAUCGGGCCCAGAAGCAGCGGCUGCAGAGCCACGGGGUGGUGAUCCAGAAGCACCUCGGCAACAACGCGUGGAAGUGCCGCUAUGAGCCGUCCGACAUUGGCCGCAUCAUCAGCGAGGACUUCGUCAAGGACGCCGUGCCCGAGCCGCCGCAGCUCAAGGUCCAGCCCAGCCUCGACACAGAUGCCAACCACGUGCAGACGGUCGACGUAGUCCUACAAGACCGGGCUGACCGCUCGGCCGAGGAGGUCAGCACGCUCAUCCAGGGCAUCACGGGCGUGGCGCCGGACAACAUGUCGACGCGCCGCGACAACACGGUGAUCCGCGUCGAGGUGCCGCUCAACCGGCUGGCCGAGAUCGCCGCCAUCGACAGCGUGGCGUCCAUCGAGAAGGUGGUCGACCUGGGGCUGCACAACAACGUGGCGCGCGGCAUCCUCAACGCCAACAACGUCACGGUUAAGGACACGGCGACGCCCUUCAAGGGCGCGGGCCAGAUCGUGACCGUGGCCGACACGGGCUUCGACAAGGGCUCGACUACGGACGCGCACGCGGCCUUUAGCGGCCGCGUCGUCGGCCUGCUCCCCAUCGGCCGGCCCAAAGACACCAACGAUAUCGACGGCCACGGCACGCACGUGUGCGGCUCCGUGCUGGGCAACGGCACGUCGGACAAGAUGGGCGGCGUCAUCCAGGGUAUCGCCCCCGAGGCGCAGCUGAUCGUGCAGGCGCUGGGCACGGCCAACAAGGGCCUGUUCGGCAGGUCGACGGUGACCCUAGCCGGCCUGCUGCAGAGCGCGUACGAGCGAAAGUCGCGCAUCCACACUAAUUCGUGGGGCCCCAAGUGGCGCGACAGCAAGACGGGUGUAGUGUUUGGGCAGCAGCCGUACAACAACGCGUCGACGGACCUCGACACCGCCGUGUGGGCGCACCGCGACCUAGCCGUGUGCUUCAGCGCGGGCAACGACGGCCACGAGACGCCGCUGCCGGGUAACCGCGGGCACGUGGGCGCGCAGGCCGCGGCCAAGAACUGCAUCACGGUGGGGUCGUGCCCGAAUCAGCGGCCGACGGCCGACGGUACCGCGGCCGUGGUGUUCGACGCCAAGGGCACGCAGCAGGGCAACCCGGCGGCCAUCUCCUUCUUUAGCAGCCGCGGGCCGACCAUCGAGGGCCGCAUCAAGCCCGACGUCGUCGCGCCGGGCGGCAUGAUCCUGUCGGCCAAGUCGCGGGAUGCGGUGGUCGAGACGCGCUUUGGCGUCAGUGAGGACCCCGCGUGGUGGUGGUGCUCGGGCACCAGCAUGUCGACGCCGCUUGUCGCCGGAUGUGUGGCCGUGCUGCGGCACGUGCUAGUCGGGGCCGGCGUGACGGACCCUAGCGCAGCGCUGCUCAAGGCGCUGCUGGUCAACGGGGCUACGGACCUGGGGCGGCCGCGGUCCGAGCAGGGGUUUGGGCGCGUCGACCUGGCGGCGUCGGUUGUUGUCAAGGGGAAGACGGCCGGCAAGGACUUUGUCGAGGGCCAGCUGCUUGAAGAGCACGGCAAGGAUGUGUUCUCGACUAAGUUCGCGCUGGGUAAGUACCUACCGGCGGGGCAGGCUGCGGGCACGCUCAAGGCCACCAUGGUGUACACGGACAUGCCGGGCGAGGCGCUGCAGCACCAGGUCAGCCUCGUGGUUGAGGUCCUCGACGACAAGGGGGCCAAGACGGUGCGCUACGGCAACGCGGGCGACGGCGCCGAGCAGAAGAAGGACAUGAUCAACACGGUCGAGCAGGUCGUGUGGAAGAACAUCCCCCGCGCGUACGAGGUGACGCUCACGGUCGAGCUGGACGGCGUGAUUAUCCACGACCAUGCCUCCCAGCCGUUUGCGCUGGUGUGGAGUGUGCUUUGA